Messenger RNA from Cololabis saira (Pacific saury), 3545 nucleotides. Its product is annotated as serine palmitoyltransferase 2-like. Gene Ontology annotation, biological process: sphingosine biosynthetic process; ceramide biosynthetic process. Bases 99 to 1793 code for a protein of 564 amino acids. The record is from RefSeq and is a predicted model, not a curated record. The transcript is spliced from 12 exons. Gene Ontology annotation, cellular component: serine palmitoyltransferase complex. Gene Ontology annotation, molecular function: serine C-palmitoyltransferase activity; pyridoxal phosphate binding. Lineage: Eukaryota; Metazoa; Chordata; Actinopteri; Beloniformes; Belonidae.
CGUCUCCCACUAAUCUCGUACAUUCACGUUCAGCGUUACACAAGUUGGGUUCAGUUCGGCUCGGUGAUCAUUUCCAGGCGCGGUCGGGGCCGACAAAGAUGACAGGAAGCUCUGCGACCAAGCUGUUGAACGGAGGAGUCUGCCACAGGAGCGUAAACGGGAAAAACGCCAGUAAAAAUGGCUUCGUGAAGAACCACUGCCUGUUUGAACAGCCGCGGAAGUACCGCCGCCCCGGGGAGAAGAACCAAAAUGCCACGCACAAUUCCAGCUUGUACAAGAAGCCGUUUGCUGAAUCGUUUGAAGAGACGCCCCUCCUGGUCGCCGUCCUCACCUAUAUGGGUUACGGCAUCCUCACCAUAUUCGGCUACCUCAGGGACUUCCUCCGCCACUGGAACAUCGAGAAGUGCCAUGUGGCCCGCGAGAGAGACGAGCAGAAGGAUUUCGUCCCUCUUUAUCAGGACUUUGAGAACUUUUACACCAGGAACUUGUACAUGAGGAUCCGAGACAACUGGAACCGGCCGAUCUGCAGUGUUCCCGGUGCCAAAGUGAACCUGGUGGAGAGAGUUACUCACAACUACAACUGGACGUUCGAGCACACGGGCAAAGUGGUGAAAGAAGUCAUCAACAUGGGCUCCUACAACUACCUGGGCUUCGCUGAGAACGUCGGGACUUGUGCCGACGCUGCUGUCGAAGCCACACACAAGUACGGAGUCGGCGUGGCGAGCACUCGCUGUGAGAUGGGGAACCUCGACAUCCACGAGGAGCUGGAGCAGCUGGCUGCCAGGUUUCUGGGCGUCGAGUCCUCCAUGUCCUUCGGCAUGGGCUUCGCGACAAACUCAAUGAACAUUCCUGCCCUCACGGGGAAGGGUUGCCUCAUCUUGAGCGAUGAGCUGAAUCACGCGUCUCUGGUGCUCGGUGCUCGGCUGUCGGCCUCCACAAUCCGAGUCUUCAAACACAACAACAUGCAGAGUCUGGAGAAGCUGCUGAGAGACGCCAUCGUUCACGGACAGCCCAGAACACACAGGCCGUGGAAGAAAAUCCUCAUUGUGGUGGAAGGUAUAUACAGUAUGGAGGGGUCCAUCGUACGUCUGCCGGAGGUCAUAGCUCUGAAAAAGCGUUACAAGGCGUAUCUGUACUUGGAUGAAGCUCACAGCAUCGGCGCCCUUGGACCCAACGGGAAAGGAGUAGUGGAUUACUUUGGCCUGGAUCCCAGAGACGUCGACAUCAUGAUGGGAACGUUCACCAAGAGCUUCGGGGCUGCUGGUGGAUACAUCGGAGGCAGAAAAGAUCUGAUCGACUACCUGCGCUGCCACUCUCACAGCGCCCUCUACGCCACCUCCAUGUCCCCUCCUGUGGCUCAGCAGAUAAUCACCUCUAUGAAAAUUAUAAUGGGAGAGGACGGGACCUCACUGGGAGCGAGUCGCCUCCGACAGCUUUCAGAAAACACAACCUACUUCCGCAGGAGACUCCGCGAGCUGGGCUUCAUCAUCUACGGCAACGACGACUCGCCCGUCGUGCCCCUGAUGCUUUACAUGCCCGCCAAAAUCGGGGCCUUUGGCCGCGAGAUGUUGAAGAGGAAUAUCGGUACGGUGGUCGUCGGCUUCCCGGCAACACCCAUCAUCGAGUCGAGGGCGCGCUUCUGCGUCUCAGCCGCUCACACCAGGGAGAUGCUCGAUACAGCGCUGGGGGCCAUCAGCGAGGUGGGCGAGCUGCUGCAGAUCAAGUACUCCCGACGGCAGCAGCCUCUCCCCUCGUUGGGGUGGAUGUCCGAGGAGAGCCUGCUGCAGGACUGAGCCACGUCGUCUCCGCCCUCCUGCCACCUUACUGUACUUUCCCCUUCUUAUUUUUUUAUUUUUGUGUCAGAAGUCUCUUUAACCCCCUCCCACCCCUGUCCCCGUCCCUCCACACCCGUCUCCCCAGGCAUGUGGUCUCCCCGACCUGACCAGAUAACUCACUCGUUUCCCUGGCAGGACCACAAAAAGUCUCGUCUGCCGUCGCAAAAGUGCUUUCUUGACUUGUCUUGCCUUAUCCUGAAUGCGUUUUUUUCUCACGCCAAGUCUUACUGUUUUUGUGUACACACUGAAUGUGUAUUUUAUUUGUGCAAUAAUAACAACAACAAUGUGGAAUUUCUUUGUAAUCCAAACAACUCUGAGCUGAAGUGAGCAGAGCUCUGCCUUGAGUUCUGAUCACAGCCGACGCAUCGCAAGAGGAAAACAUGAUUAAUGUAAAUAUUAUUUAUCACCAUGUUUAUAGCACUGCCUUAGGGUGGAAUCCCAAACCUCAAACAGACACAUUAUCGAUCAGCCUUUUCCGCAUCACUUUUACUUGAAUAUAGAUUAUUGUUUCCCUAACCAAAGGCUAUAUAGCUAUAUAUAUAUAUAUAUAUAUAUAUAUAUAUAUAUAUAUAUAUAUAUAUAUAUAUAUAUAUAUAUAUAUAUAUAUAUGGAUACAUUUUCUAGCUUUUUUUGUUUUUUGUUUCUCUGUUUCUUAAAAUGCAAAACAGAUGUUUCAAAGGAAAAGGCGUAACGUGUAACGGGGAAAGAAUUCAAGGGAGUCGGACUGAAUAUUUUUUUACUGCUCAUUUUCUAGAAAUAGUUUUCAGCCUUAUUUACUGUUUACACCUGCACUCAAAAGUUUGAGCCUAAUGUCUUUAACAUUUCUAUAAGCUAAUGAGCAACAUGUGUGAUUUUCUUCCUCUUUUUUUCUCUACUUCUCUCUCGCUCUUCUCAUUUAUUCUCACUCAAGUGCUUUCAUGUGAAUCAGUGAUCUGAGCACGAUUACAUGCUGUAACUUGGAUCUGUAUGCAUGAAGAUGCUGCCGCCACACUCAUCUGACGUACAGACGGCUUUAUUUAUUUGAAAUGAGCUUGUGUCCUUUCACAAUAUAUUUUUGGAUAAAUGAUUACCUGAAAGGCAGCUUCAAAUGAGUGGAGAGUGUAUUACAACUGACUACUUUUGUCUUAAUUUCGGCACUGCCGCGCUGACGGGCUCUUUACACGCUCACAUGAAGCAGGCAGUGAAACUUGGGUGGGGAAAAAUGUUUGAAUAUUCUCAGAAAUAUAUAUAUAUAUAUUUUUUUUUUUGUCCACGGUGCAUCAUCUGUGAUCAUCCUCUGGAAUGACAUUCCAUAUCACGAGCUUUCGGUGAUGAGUUUCUGUUUUCUGUCUUGCUUUUUCCUGGCCUACAGGCCACGGUCAAACGUGCUCCUUUCAAGUGUUCUCACGUCCUCUCACCGUGUCGGUGUGCAUUUGAGGACAAGUCACUGCAGUGGGUUGGAAAGCUGGUCGUUGUCUGACCAUGUGCCCAUUCCCACAAAUGUUCACACUGGUUUAAAAGAAAAAGAAAAAAAAAAAAAAAAAGUUGGGGGUGUGUGGUGUUUUUGGCAUUUGAGCACAGCAUGACGGCUGUUUGCGUCCUCUCUACAUUCACUACACGUUGACACUUUGAGGAAGGCAUUCCGAUUAUUGUAAUUUUAUUUUUUUUCACAGUCGUGGUUUUAAUGUAAAGUUUGUGUUGCAUUUGCUUUUAAUAAAUGACAUUUAAAAU